This is a messenger RNA of Saccostrea cuccullata (small rock oyster), 609 nucleotides long. RefSeq lists its product as uncharacterized. The record is from RefSeq and is a predicted model, not a curated record. Lineage: Eukaryota; Metazoa; Mollusca; Bivalvia; Ostreida; Ostreidae. The annotation marks the transcript as partial. The transcript has 3 exons.
UCGGUCACUAUUGUCAUUGCUUCUGCAUUGCAUCUACUCAGCGCUUUCACAGCAUUCUUCAAGACAUCUUGCACAGAAGAAGAUUUCUUCUGGGCGAGAUGGAGCUUCGACGGUCUACGAGGAUUCGGCGUCCACCUGCGUGGCACGCCGACUACGUGAUGGGCUUCCCGGUGCGGAAGUCCAUCAGGCAGCAGAGGGUGGGGGCUGGAGAUGCUCUCCAGCAGACUCAGGAGAUAGCACUGCCUUCUUCCAUGCCUGAGCUUGAUCUUCCUGAGGAGGAGCUUGAACAAACUGAAGAGGUGGCAUCGCCAUCUUGUCAGUCUGUGAUAGUUCACCCUCAGGAGGAUCCUGAGCAGGGUGAGAGGAUUGCAGCGCCAGCUCCCAAGCCUGUGAUUGAUCUUCCAGAGAUGGAGCUUGAACAAACUAAGGGGAUGGCCAUGCCCUCCUCUCAGUUUGUAAUAGCUACCUCUCUGAAUGAUCAUGGUCUUGCAUGGGCCUGGGAGACGGUAUCGCUAUCUCCUCAGGCUGCUGGAGGUCAUCCGUCCUGGUUUCCAUUUCGAUGCUGGCCUCCACUGGAAGUGAUUCCCCAGGAUCAGCCACCACCAGUGG